This is a messenger RNA of Closterium sp. NIES-67, 657 nucleotides long. Lineage: Eukaryota; Viridiplantae; Streptophyta; Zygnematophyceae; Desmidiales; Closteriaceae. The record is from the annotation of a GenBank genome assembly.
CACGUCAACAUGCGCAUGCGCGGGUACUACGAUGACCGCACGAUCGGUGCGUCCAUCCUCAAGGGCGGCAAGGCGGUGCGCACGUGGAUCAAGGAGCUCGGCAUUCUGUGGAUCGACGCGGCCGGCGCGAAGCACUCGUUCCGCAUCGCCGCGCGCGACGGCAAGGAGAUGGCACGCGGGGCGGGGUACAUGGGGGAGAUGGAGUUUGACGGCAAGGCGCUCCCGCUGCUCUCCGUGGGCAGCAAGUACGCGCUUCCUGGCGGGCUGACGCUGGCGUUCACGGGGUACGAGAAGCAGGGCGGCGGGUUCUUCGACGUGGACGCGUACACGCUCGAGGUGGACGGGCUGAUCAAGCUGGACGUGAAGCUGCGGCCCGCGCACCCGCUGCUGCAGACGGCGGACGACGCGCAGACGCACAUCAACCUGCACUACACGAAAGUGGAGCGCACCCCCGCCAUGCACGGCAUCAUGGGGCAGACGUACCGCGAGGGCCGGCGGCAGCGCGCCGUGGAGUACACGUCGCUAUCUGUGCUCCUGCGGCGGUCGUUCGCGGCGGACGGCGUGGAGGGCCGCGGGUACCUGGACGGCGAGAUUAACGAGAACAACGGACUGCUUCCUGCGGAACGCUCGGCAUAACAUUUUUGCAUGAAUGGUACG